Molecule: messenger RNA, 612 nt
Organism: Penicillium taxi
Lineage: Eukaryota; Fungi; Ascomycota; Eurotiomycetes; Eurotiales; Aspergillaceae
Product: DUF5321 domain-containing protein
Exons: 2
Coding region: 1-612 (203 amino acids)
Source: RefSeq, a predicted model, not a curated record
AUGGCCACCACAUUUAAGUUCAGGCCUUAUGGGCUCAUUCAACAUUUAUUUCCCGCCUCAAGUACCUCCCAUAUCACUCGCCGAUGUCUCGCAGCCACGCAGCGAUCGUACGCUACUUCAAAUUCCCUUCCGAAGAUUGCCAAUACCUCAGUAUGGACGUCAAUGAUCCCACGAUUUAUACUAGACCGCAAGUCGCGCAAAGUGAAACCCUCGAAAGAAUGGAAUCCAGCUACUUUCUACAUCGUCAUCUUCAUUCUGAUUGGUUCCCAAGCCAUCCGAAUGCUCACUUUGAAGAAUAGCUACGCCGCAUACACUCGCAGCACAGACGCAAAGAUUGAGCUUUUGAAGGAAGUUAUUGGCCGUAUCAAGAACGGAGAGAACAUUGAUGUCGAAAAGCUACUUGGAACAGGAGACGAGGCAAAGGAGAAAGAGUGGGAAGAAGUCCUACAAGUUAUUAAACAAGAAGACUCUCUUUGGCAGCAAAAAUCCAAAGAAUUGAAGAAGAAGGCUGAAACUGAGCAGUCGCAAGCUCAAGAGGAGGAAUCGGCCGCUGCGAGCACAAAUAACGAGACCACCAAGUCCCAGUCUACACGGAAGGCGAACUUUUUCUAA